CCCAGGCUAGCAUCCCCCCCUAUCUCCCACUAUCACGAGACCGUUGCCGGCUGGUCGAUUAUCCGCCCUAGAAGAUCCCAAUCCCUAAAAGCACUCGCUUUCUGAAUCGCUGUGAGAUGAUAGUUAGGAAGAUGAGUUGAGUUGCCAUCCAUUUGGGUUCUUUUUGAGCAAUGAGUUGUGGGAGGAAUUUUAAUGGAUAUAAGGAAAGCAAGUGAUGAAUUUGAGCCAGAUCCAAAUGCUCCACCCCCACCUAGAUUGGUAGACAGAUUUGGCUUUGUGAAGCAAGAUCAGACUAAUUCUCCUGAAGGCUUUAAGAGCAGGCCUGCAAAUGAACAUGAGAGGGAGGAAAGGAGGGUAAAAAAAUGGAGGAAAAUGAUUGGUGUUGGUGGGAGCGAUUGGAAGCAUUACGUUAGAAGGAAGCCUCAUGUUGUCAAGAGGCGUAUACGGAAAGGAAUUCCUGAUUGCUUGAGAGGCCUUGUGUGGCAGCUGAUUUCUGGAAGUCGAGAUCUGUUGCUAAUGAAUCCUGAGGUUUAUGAGCAACUUGUGUUAUAUGAGACAUCUGCAUCAGAAUUGGACAUAAUUCGAGACAUAUCCCGAACAUUCCCUUCACAUGUUUUCUUUCAGCAGAGACAUGGACCAGGUCAAAGGUCACUUUAUAAUGUUCUGAAGGCAUACUCUGUAUAUGACAGGGAUGUUGGUUAUGUUCAGGGCAUGGGCUUUAUUGCUGGCCUCUUGCUUCUUUAUAUGAGUGAAGAAGAUGCAUUCUGGUUAUUGGUUGCUUUACUGAAGGGUGCUGUUCAUGCACCAAUGGAAGGGUUAUACCAGGCAGGUCUUCCACUUGUACAGCAAUACCUGUUUCAAUUUGAACAAUUGGUGAAAGAAUAUAUGCCCAAGUUAGGGGAGCAUUUUUCUCAAGAGAUGAUCAACCCAAGCAUGUAUGCAAGCCAAUGGUUUAUAACUGUUUUCUCUUACUCAUUUCCUUUCCCUUUGGCUCUUCGAAUAUGGGAUGUUUUUCUCUACGAGGGUGUUAAGAUUGUCUUCCAAAUUGGGCUUGCGUUAAUCAGGUUCUGCCAUGAUGACUUGAUAAAAUUGCCUUUUGAGAAACUUAUACAUGCUCUGAAGAAUUUUCCUGAAGAGGCAAUGAAUCCAGAUACUUUAUUACCUCUGGCUUUCUCAAUCAAGGUAUCGAAGCGCUUGGAUGAGCUCGAAGAAGAAUAUCAGAAAAAAAAUGAAGGUCCUUUGCAGAAAUCGGGGCCUUCACAUAAGCGGAUGAUGUCUUUGAGGCUUAAACAAUUUAGUAGCAAGUCUUGAAUGUGAGAACUCUAGGCUUAAUCUGUCAAUAGCCAGGAAUCCAAUCUUUUACAUUGUUUAUUCAUUGGUGAAGUAGUUUUCCCCUUCUUGGUUUAUUCUUUUAUAUGUGUCAAUUGUUAAAUCAGACCUGUUAGGUUGAGUUUGGAGAUAAGAUUUAAUUCAAGAAGAGGUUUGCAGUACUUAACCACAUUUUACAAGUGCUUUGCCUUUGAGGUUUGUGUAAUUAUUGUUUUUUAUUCUGUUUUCCUUUGCC
Messenger RNA from Dioscorea cayenensis subsp. rotundata (Guinea yam), 1564 nucleotides. Its product is annotated as EVI5-like protein. NCBI's taxonomy places the organism in Eukaryota, Viridiplantae, Streptophyta, Magnoliopsida, Dioscoreales, Dioscoreaceae. The transcript is spliced from 9 exons. Bases 193 to 1311 code for a protein of 372 amino acids. The record is from RefSeq and is a predicted model, not a curated record.